Molecule: messenger RNA, 468 nt
Organism: Asparagus officinalis (garden asparagus)
Lineage: Eukaryota; Viridiplantae; Streptophyta; Magnoliopsida; Asparagales; Asparagaceae
Product: protein FAR1-RELATED SEQUENCE 5-like
Exons: 2
Coding region: 1-468 (155 amino acids)
Source: RefSeq, a predicted model, not a curated record
AUGAGGAUGAUGAGGACAAUAAUUACAGGGGAUCGACAGGCAUCCGAGCGUGAGGAGAAUGUUGAAGAGCCUAUUGGUGUUGAAAAUAGCGAAGGUAUUCUUGUUGCUAAUCCAUGUAUUGGAAUGAAGUUCUCUACUCAUGAGGAAGGUUAUAAUUUCUACAAUGCAUAUACCAAACUUAAGGCAUUUGGUAUUCGCAAGGGUCAUACAUCUUGGUCGAGAAAGAAAGAUGCAAUCAUAUUUAGAACGUUUGUAUGUGACAAAGAAGGCUUUAAAUUUUUAAAAGAUAAGAGAGAAGAUGGUCGAAAUGUAAUUCAAAAGUCCGAUACAAGAUGUGGAUGCAACGCAAGGAUGAUUAUUGGAGUUGAUAGAAGCACUGGAAAAUGGGUGGUUCGAAUUUUUAACAUUAAUCAUAAUGGUCAUCCAUUAACCACUCCAAAUCGGGUAAAGAAGCACUACUCACAUUAG